UCCCCACGUGUUUCCGGUUGGCGGCAGGGCCGGGGGAGGUUGUGUUACAUCCAGGAGAAAGGGGCCAGCCUGGGCCUGACCUUGCGGGGGAGGGAGGCUGCUGACCCCUGACCGCGGGGCUCAGUGAUCCCCCGAGGAGCGGCGGGAGCAAGUCGCGGCCUCCCGCCCCAAACACUGGGGACUCGGUGCUGAAUUGCGGUGCGAUGGAUCCGCUCAGGGCUCAGCAGUUGGCAGCCGAGCUGGAGGUGGAGAUGAUGGCUGACAUGUACAACAGAAUGACCAACGCCUGUCACCGGAAGUGCGUCCCUCCCCACUACAAGGAGGCAGAGCUCUCGAAGGGGGAGUCUGUGUGCCUGGACCGUUGCGUCUCUAAGUACCUGGACAUCCACGAGCGCAUGGGCAAGAAGCUGACAGAACUUUCCAUGCAGGACGAGGAGCUGAUGAAGAGAAUGCAGCAGGGGGCGGGACCAGUGUAGGGACUUCCUCUUGAACAUGGACAGCAUGCACGAUUGGCCCAGUGGCCCCACCAUUGCCUUCCGGACUCAACCCUGUGCCCCUCAUCAAUAAAACCUCUGCAGUUGUGUAUGAA
Messenger RNA from Chelonoidis abingdonii (Abingdon island giant tortoise), 589 nucleotides. It is a transcript of the gene TIMM10, whose product is annotated as translocase of inner mitochondrial membrane 10. Gene Ontology annotation, cellular component: mitochondrial inner membrane. Gene Ontology annotation, biological process: protein insertion into mitochondrial inner membrane. The record is from RefSeq and is a predicted model, not a curated record. Lineage: Eukaryota; Metazoa; Chordata; Testudines; Testudinidae.